Messenger RNA from Tripterygium wilfordii, 1094 nucleotides. RefSeq lists its product as uncharacterized. The record is from RefSeq and is a predicted model, not a curated record. Lineage: Eukaryota; Viridiplantae; Streptophyta; Magnoliopsida; Celastrales; Celastraceae. The transcript has a single exon. Gene Ontology annotation, biological process: response to desiccation. Gene Ontology annotation, cellular component: plasma membrane. Bases 428 to 979 code for a protein of 183 amino acids.
UCAACAAUUAGUAAUUAACGCGCAGGGGAACUGGAAAUUCGUACCGCGGAGAAGAGCAGAUAAACUUCAGGCGACGACGACGAAGAAGAAGGCAAGUCUACCGUUGGAUAACGUACACGUGGCGGCAAGACAGUCGUCCCAGGCAAAAUGACAAGCCCUAUAAUAAUGUUGCAACUUUUUGACCCACUACGCUCGGCCCAGUCGGUCCCUCCUUCAGACAGCGACUGGCAGCGUCUUCUUCCGGCACUAGUCGGAGUAUCUUCGGCAUUACAGUAAACCAUGUACUUUUACAUAAUUAGCCUCACGAGUUGGGGCAUUUUCGUCAUCUUCUCUAGUAAAUCCCCCACCCACUAGGACUCAAGUCUUCCUGUUUUCCAGUAAACCUACCUUCCAAAUCAGUUUUCAGCAUCACUGAACUCUUAAGACCAUGAGUAGAAGGGCAAAAUGGAGCUGGACCUCCGCCUUCGUCGGAGCGGCGUCGGCUCUGGCAGCGACCACCCUCCUCAACGCGAGGCCAAAGGACCCCACUUUCCAUCUGAUCUCAAUCAAACUCACCUCCUUCAACCUCAAACUCCCCGUCGUCGAAGCGGAGCUCAUUCUGACCGUACACGUGACCAACCCCAAUAUCGUCCCCAUCGAAUACUCCUCCACCAACAUGUCCAUCUUCUACGAAGGCUCCCUCCUCGGCUCCGCUGAGGUCAAGGCCGGCUCCCAGAACCCUCGUUCUUGCGAGGUGCUUCACCUCCCGGCUCGGCUCGACGGCCGCGAACUGGCUCAUCACGCCUCGCGGUUUUUUGCUGACGUGGCUAAGAGGGAGAUGGUGCUUGAAUCUAAGGUGGAUAUUAUGGGUAAGGCCAGGAUGUGGUGGUGGGACCACGGGUUUAAGGUCCACGUGGACAGUCAUCUGACUGUUGAUCCAGUGUUUCUUGAUGUGAUUGAUCAGGAAAAUAUUUCGCAAUUGGAGCUUUUACUUAAUUAAUUAAGACUUGUAUUCUGAUCAAUCGGUAGAAAUGUAGAUUUAUGAUUUAUCUCUCUAAUCUUCUAAUUCUAUGCCCCUCAAAAUUUCAUGAAAAAUGGAAGUGAGAGAUUGUUAA